GUGGGGAGCGUUCCCAGUGCCUCGGGCGCUGGGGCGACGCCGGCGGCCUGCUUAGGUGAGGUGGUGUCCUCAGUGCGGUUUCAGCCUGCCUGGCACCUGUGCAGGGAAAGACGCCACCAUAGAUGUGAAGUCCCCUGGACGGGGAGCUGCUGACGGGCAGGGACGGAAGUUCCGGAAGCGUGCCGAGAAGAAUGGGAAAGGCUGCUUCCGGCCGCGCGCUCCCGGAGCCUGUGGAGAACGCGAGGCGAGAGCCGGCCCUGAGGGGCUCCUUCAGAGACGCUGGUCCUUUCACUGCUGCCAGGACCGGCCUCGGUAGUAAGAGUCCCACAGACCAUAUUCCUCACUUUGACUCAAUGAUCUAGAGGCAAAACACACCAGCAGAAGUCCCUGGGGAAUCCUGGCAUCGAGCGAAUCCUGCUUUCAGAGGCCAUGAGUGACCUUGAACAAUGACCAUUUUAAAGAUGGUGCAAGUGAGGCUCAAGAGGGCAUAUAAUUUAUUCAAGGGCACAGCUGCCACGUUAAACAACUUUGCUGCUGCUGCGCAAUCCGGACUCUUCCUCUGCACGGUUGAUGGGGACCACUGGAAGGCAAGACCUCUGCCCUUGCAGCUUUCACACCAGGAAGUGAACUCCGCAAGAGAACAGCCCAUCUUCACCACCCGAGCACAUGUCUUCCAGAUUGACCCCAUCACCAAGAAGAACUGGGUGCCUGCGAGCAAGCAGGCAGUCACCGUUUCCUACUUCUACGAUGUCACCAGGAACACCUAUCGGAUCAUCAGUGUGGACGGAGCCAAGGUGAUUAUAAACAGCACAAUCACACCCAAUAUGACUUUCACCAAAACGUCGCAGAAGUUUGGGCAGUGGGCCGACAGCAGAGCCAACACAGUGUUUGGUUUGGGGUUUUCGUCGGAGCAGCAGCUGACAAAGUUUGCAGACAAAUUCCAGGAGGUGAAAACAGCUGCCAAACUAGCCAGAGACAAAUCGCAGGAUAAAAUCGAGACCUCGAGCAAUCACUCACAAGAGUCUGGGUGUGAAACCCCAUCUUCUACUCAGGCAUCCAGUGUCAAUGGGACAGACGAUGAAAAAGCCUCUCACGCGAGUCCUGCUGACAUACACCUGAAGUCUGAGAACAACAAGCUGAAGAUCGCUUUGACACAGAGUGCCGCCAACGUGAAGAAAUGGGAGAUUGAGCUGCAGACCCUGCGGGAGAGCAAUGCCCGGCUGACCACAGCGCUGCAGGAGUCGGCGGCUAGCGUGGAGCAGUGGAGGAGGCAGUGCUGCAUCUGCCGGGACGAGAACGACCGGCUGCGGAACAAGCUUGACAAGCUGGAAGAACAAAGCAGUGUGAUAAGCAGAGAGAAGGAGAAAAAUUUCCAGCUGAAGAGAAGAAUUGAGGACCUGGAAUCAGAACUCCGAGAAAAGGAGACGGAGUUGAAAGAUCUCCGAAAACAAAGUGAAAUCAUACCUCAGCUCAUGUCAGAGUGUGAAUAUGUCUCUGAGAAGUUAGAGGCGGCAGAGAGAGACAAUCAAAACCUGGAAGACAAAGUACUUUCUCUGAGGUCAGACAUUGAGGAGAGCAAAUACCGACAGCGCCACCUGAAGGUGGAACUGAAGAGCUUCUUGGAGGUGCUGGACGGGAAGAUCGACGACUUGCACGACUUCCGCCGCGGCCUCUCCAAGCUGGGCACGGACAACUAGGGGGAGGCGCAGGCUCGGCGCGUGAGCCCCAGGUGUGUGCGCGCGACCGAUAGGACUAGGCGUUCUCCUGUGGGCGUGGCUUGUCAAGGCAGGCGCCGUGGGCGCGUUCACAGGAGAAACUUCCUCUCGCUUCUCGGGCCUCUGGAGGUUGUGGACAUCGGGAAGGUUCUGACUCAGGAAUCCAGGACGAGGUGUAACGUUUACCGUUUACGCAGUCAGGGCAGGGAUGUUUAUAUCUUUCUUAAGGGCUGUCGCAGCCAUAUAAACUGAAGUAAGUUUUCGAAUUCAUAUAUGCAGGUCCUUCACACCUCCUGUUUUUGAAUAGCACUCAAGAGUAUUUGAAUGCCCACCAGGCACCCGUGCGUGGGUGUAGAGAUAGCAGCCACCCUCUCAGAGUAUCAGGAUGCUUUAGAGCAGCCACUCAGUAGAGACUUGUCCCGAGAAAGAAGGCAAGCUGCUGGUGGGUGCAUUUUCUGGCACCGGCCACUCUGCCCCCCCAUCCCCAACCCCCCAGUUUGUAGGGUUGCGACAGUGCUCCUUUCAUUGGUUUUAAUUUCUGAGCAGGUUGCUGUGCUGUGGGAACAGCAUGCAGUGGGGGUACCUAGCACAGUGCCUGGCACAAAGUAGGUGCUUAAUAAAUAUUUGUUCAAUUAAACAUGUAAACAGAAUUUAGUGUUUUAAUCCAACCCCAGCAGAGUCCCUGUUGAGCAGUCUGGCAUCUUGGCGCCCUGGGUCAUUAUCAGACAUGAAUGCCCUUGGUGGUCAAGCCCAUGGAUUGGCUCGGGUGGCCCUGAGGCAGGGAGGGUGGCAGUGAAAGCAGCAGGAGCUGGUCUGAGGCCCCCCAGGAGCCCAUUCAUGGUGCUCUGCCCCUGGCGGUCUCUGACACUGGGACCACCCUUCUUCCCCAGGCCUAGGGAUUCCAGGACCACUGGUUGUCCCUGGUGUAGGGGCUGCCCAGAGCUGGGAUCUAGAGUGGGAUCCGAUGUUGGGUUUGGACACCAGCCAGAGAGUGUCAGCUCAAGUGGCAGGGCCUUGGCCUUAGUGACAGAGUUCGCCCAGGUCUACCACCGCCUCUCUCAGCUUCUGCUAAGGAGCGACUGGAGCCACAACCGCUCUUCCCUUACAGAGCUUCUCUGUGGGCACUGGGUGCCGCUGGCAUCCUGCCUUGGGAGGGACUGCCCUGUGCCUGGCAAGGUGGUUUGAAUCCCUGGCCGAAGGCGUUUCUAAACGCCUUCAGGAAGGGGAGGCCUUGGUGUCCCCUUAUCUGCUUUGAGAACCACUAAGAGAACUUGCCCCUCCAGAAAGAUUUUCUCACAUGGUUAGAAUUUCUCCCUGAUGAAUUUAGAUAAAUGAUAAAACAGGGUGGGUGGGUACACGGAUGUGAGCUGUGCCCCAAGGCGAGUUCGGAAGUCCUGCUGCUCUCCUUCACCUAGCUGAGACCCUCUGAGCCAGGCGGUCUUAUUUGAGUGGGGGGAAGGAGGGAAAGCUGGGAUCUGGAGCAGUUUAGGGGAGACCCUGCAGAUGAGGGGGUGGCUUUGGCUGAGUACAGGGCACACAGGACAUGCAGAGUGUGGUCAGCCCUCCUGCAGAUGUGAGAGAAGGCAUGCUGGCCCUGCCCCUUCCCGGGAGCUCCAGGCAGCUCUCAGGUGAUCGCACUGGGAGUAGCUCCUUACUGGCUGUGCCAGGAGACCAGGGAGCUGGGCUGGCCCUGCACCAGGCCUGUGGCCAGCGGUGCAAUUAAGGGAGUUCUUCUCAGGCCAGGUCAGUCCCCCUGUCAGCAGACUGGGCACGUGGUUUCCCAGGAGCCGGGGACACUGGAGUCCAGAGCCUGACGUUGGGUCUCCUGAUGCCCACCACCUCUGUCUAUCAGGUGGCUUGUUAACCUAGAAGGAGCCAUCUGGACUGACGGGAGUGGCAUGCUUAGGUGACAGUCAUAGGAAGAGAGUUGCUAAAGCCACUUGUGCUCCAUAGCAGUGACUGCAGGAAGCUUGGAUGUGGCACAGCUGUUACUACAACAGCUGCAGCAUCCCUGUGCGUCCCCAGGGUCCCUGCUCACCGAUCCUUGAAGAGUCGGUGUGUGUCUUAGAUCCCGUGUUGUGCGCAGCCCAGGAGCUACGAGCAACAGGGGCUGCUUGGAAGGGGAUGGUAAACUGCAAACGUGACUUCACAGAGCACUGUACUUGCUGUUCCCCUGCUUUUCUGUAAAGAGCUUGGUGUUUAUUCAUUUACUUUCUUUUCCGGGGACAACCUGGGCAGUCAGGACAGAGACUGGCCCUGGCUGACAGCCCCUGGCGCAGUGAGGGUGGAUUCGAUAUAAUGAAAAUGACCCACUGAAUUCCUCCCGGUUUUCACUUGAGCCACUGUGACAUGUCCUCAUUUAUCAGGACCUCCAGCUCCACUCUCAGCACUGAUGUCCAUUAGUUGUCAUUAUCUUAAGCCAGGUGCAGGCAGGACGUAAACCAACUAAUGAACGUCCAGCCACGUUGUGCUGCUGGAAGAUUUAAGGCCAGGACUGCGUUUUCGUUUCCAAUCGAUGUCUCCUGAUUUUGAUACCUCCAAGACUGGCUGCCUGAAUGUGGAUUAGUGUUCUUUCUGCAUCCAUGAAACCUGGGCCCUAAAAGAGUCAAAGUAAAACUUGAAUCCCUUUAUCCAUAAUGACCCUUAAAAGCCAUGUUUGAUGCAGUAAAGACCUGACAGGGGUCUUUGAGAGUGGCGAGCGGCGAUGAACCCUUUCUAGUAUCCAGGGAGCGUAAAACCACCUGAGGGACAGAUCAGGACAGUGUGGUCAGGCCUUGAAGGGAAGGAGAAGCAGCGUCCACUCGAGAUCUGGAUCUUACAUGGUCCAUCAGUUCCACAGCCGCCUGCUUGCGGUCACUUGAGACCUCAAGUGGGCGAGAGGACUGAGCAGAGAUCGUGACCCCUAUUUUGUAGACAGGAAGCAGAGACAGAAGGUGACAUGCCCAGUGUCACCAGGUGGUGAGCAGCAGCGUGGGCUCCACAUCCAGGUCUCCUGGACCUCGGUCCAGUGUCCUUCUAUGAGCCCUGCCACUGUCCUCUCUUUGGUCACCCGGGGGUGCCGAGAAAAAGAAAAUUCUCUCAUAUUCUGACAAGACCACCCCACAGUGACACUAUUUUAACAUGUGUCCACAGCAACUGACAAUUUACAAAUGAGUGAAUGAGAAUGACAUUCACAUGCAUUCCAAACAGUAACUUCCAUUUUCAAAGGAUUCUGGUUUUGCAGAGAUCUUUCUGAGAGAGUUGGUUAAAAUGAUGUCUGUGCUGUGAGAGGCCACAUCUGAGUUCUUUGUUGAUGGUUUUAGUGGAGACUGCGGUGUGUCCAAGACACGCGGGAAGCCCUGAGACCACAGAGCAGUAAACAGAGUCCUGGCUGGGGGUUGCCAGUCUACCGCCCCCCCCGCUUCCCAGACAGGAGCCAGCUCUGCAGGGAGCAGGCCGGCUCAGUGGUUAGAGCAGGGAGAAGGGGACCCGCCCAACCCCAGGAGGACUGUCCACCUGCAGCCUCCUCAUGGACUUCUCUAGGCUCAGGCAGCCCACAAGCACAGCCACCAGGAUGCAUGACUGGUAUGCACUGCAUUUGACAUGGAGUAUCAAGUAACGGGUGGAAUGGAAUAUACAGUUCACGUGCUGCCUGGAAGCACUGUGAGAAGCCCAUUUCAAAGCGAGUCCUUUUCUAUAGAAGGGUCUGCUCUUCUCUAUAGCCAACCACAGGGCGUGCCAGGGACCUCUCUGUGGGACCUCACGUGUGGCCCAGUGCAGUCUCAGAGAGAAGGCAGCUGUGAUGUGAUUUAGCAUAGACCCUCAAAAGAGGCUAUACUUUAUUUUAAGAGGGAGCCAGCCACCACUCUUGGCUAGUCACUGAAAGCAGGUUGUUUGUGCCAUCCGUUCUUCUAAAAGUUAGCGUUCUUUUAUUUACUUGAAACGUCGCUGGAUUUUGAAGCACUGACAGUUUAAACUAGAAGCUUGCAAAUUGAUGUUAAUAUAUAUUUUUAAAUGAUAUGCAUGGUUUAAAAGGAUCCUAAUUUCUGAGUACAUGGUUUCCCCCAAGGAAAUAUGAUAUAUUCUGGGGGUGGCGAGGGUGAGAGCGUGGAGAGGGAAUCCUGUAUAGAAAUGUGUGUUUAUUUAUGUGUCCUUUCACAUAAUGUGUCUCAAGAAUAUGGGUUUUCCAGUUCCUCUUUAAACACCAGCCAGGCAAGAAGGUGACUUUGGCAAGAAUUUGGCACCUGGAUGAAAUGGUCUAAUGAAUUUAGGACUCUGUGUGCGCGCAUGUGCGUCUGCAUAUGUGUGGGGGGGGGGCGGGGGAAGCAGCAAGGGCAGCAAGAAGAAACAAUAUUUUCCAUUAAAAAUAUGGAUACCUAGGAGGAGUCUUUCAUAACCCUGGCGGUGAUGUUACAUGGAAUCCUUUUAUGAGAAGAGGUUGUGGGUCUUUGUUUCCAAGUGGAGUUGUACAGUGCCCUACUCUCUUUGACGAUGCAGAGCCUUGUGAAGAGUGGUCCCCCAGGCCACACAGACCCCUGGUGCACCUGGCAGGAGCCCAGAGAAACCACGGUGGAACCCAGACUGUGGGACAUUUUGGCAGAUGAUUGACAGGUCUGAUGAUACGCAGCUGUGGGGAAUGUAUUACUGUUUUUACCCUCCCAUACCACUUUUAAUAUAAAGUCCUGACUUUGAUAAAUUGUUGUAGCAAUAUCUUAUGAUGUGACAGGCAAUUAGUCAUUUCUUCCAUCAAAUAAAUAUAAGAGUUUCAUGAUUAAUAUGAGGUGGACAAGUGGACUUUCCCAAGGGGUUUUUUUCCCCCUUUUUUUAAUGCCUUUUUGGUAUGUAAACAAUAGAUACUUUUUUAAAAAAAAGAAACUACAGAUGAGUGAAAAGGAAAAAAAUCACCUGUUAUUACACCAUCUGAUUAUAACCACUGUUAACAUUUUGGUAUAUAUCUUUUUAGGUUUUUUUCUAUGCUUCUGUAUUUGUUUUAUUAUUUUUUCAUGAAAUACAAUCAUAUGUGCUGUUUUAUAGCUUACUUUUUCUUUUUAGCACUAUAUUGUGAAUAUAUUUCUAUAUCGUAAAUAUAUAAUUGCAUCAUUUUUAACACCUAUGCAGGUUGUACCUUGGAUACUUAGGUUGUUUCCAGUAUUUUACUGUUGCAGUCAAGGAUAUGAUGAAAUCCUUUCUUCUAACAUCUUUGUGAACUUUUCAGAAUAUUUACUUAGCAUAAUUUUCUGAAGUUGGACUUGCUGCCUCCAAAGUGUGGGAGGCACAUAGGAGACUCCAAUUUCCCUUAGAGUCAUUCAGGAUCCUGGGACUCACUGUGGCCAAUGAAAUGUGCAGACCAAGACUCUGAGAUGCCCGUGUACAGUUGUCCAGUCUCUGUUCCCUGGCCUCAGCAAAUGGCGACAUUGCAGACACGGAGCCUCUGUCAUUCUGGGUCCCUGAAUGACUCUAUGGAGCAGCUCCCCUUCCCAGCACCCCCACCGGCCCACCUGCACAGACAUGUGGUGUGACUAAAGAAUAACCUUAAGUGUGACACCACUGGGAUUUCAGGGUUAAUUUAUUCCUGCAGCAUAACAUACCCUAUCCUGACUAACGAUAAAAAGGUGUGCACAUUUUUAUGACUUUAUUAUAUAUUGCCUCAAAUUGCCUUCCAAAAGAUGAUACCAAAUUAUACUCCCACUAGCAAUGUGUGAGAAUGUCCUGCUCUCUCUUUAACACUGGUGUUACUGUGAGGCUGGGGGCUAGAUUUCAUAUGGAUUUUUUUUUAAAUUUUUUUAGCUGAGCCAUCCUGCUGCCUAUUGGCAGCUCAGCGGCAACUCAACUCGG
This is a messenger RNA of Hipposideros armiger (great roundleaf bat), 7529 nucleotides long. RefSeq names its product homer scaffold protein 2 (gene HOMER2). The record is from RefSeq and is a predicted model, not a curated record. Gene Ontology annotation, biological process: G protein-coupled glutamate receptor signaling pathway. The transcript has 11 exons. Gene Ontology annotation, molecular function: G protein-coupled glutamate receptor binding. The coding region runs from base 447 to 1697 and encodes 416 amino acids. NCBI's taxonomy places the organism in Eukaryota, Metazoa, Chordata, Mammalia, Chiroptera, Hipposideridae.